AUCCAAUGAAAGGACACAUUUGCUUCACGUGACCAGAAGACAGGUACAGGCGUUUGAACAUGAGGAUUCGCCUAUAAACAAUGUUUCUAAAGUGGAAAUAUACGCUGCCCUUAGUGGCACUAUGGGUUCAUAUAACUGUGUCGGAACGAUCACGUGAUGUCUAUGAGUAUGACGAAUGCCGUGCUGAGUACCAGGAACCACUUGGUGUUGGCUCCGGAAAGAUCCCUGAUGGCGCCAUGUGGUCGUCCACUAACAACAACAAGAGACCUGCUAGCCGAGCACGGCUUAAUGACCCCACAGGGGCAUGGACUGCAGGUACCCAGAAUGCAAUUCAGUACCUGGGGGUAGAUCUUGGAGCCCGAUACUUUGUCACAGCAGUUGCAACACAGGGGCGCCAGGGGAGUGAUGAAUUCGUCACAGAAUACUUUUUGGAAUAUUCUGAUGAUAGAAACACAUGGAGAAGAUAUACCAAUGAAUAUGGCAUCCCAGAAAUGUUUGUGGGUAAUGACAAUGGCUGGAAGAUCGUCCAGAACACACUCCACUACCCGAUCGUUGCCCGAUACAUCCGCUUCAACCCACAGCGCUGGAACAUGUUUAUCUCCUUGAGGAUGGAGAUCUACGGCUGCCUUUUCAACCCCUUUGUUGCUUCCUUCACUGAAACAAGCUACAUGCAGUUUGAUCUCAGUCGCCAACCAGUGCCGUCGGAGUCCGACACCUUGGAACUUCGCUUCAAGACCAACAAGCCAGACGGUGUCCUGUUCUACGCCAGCGGAAACCAGGGAGACUAUAUUGUCAUGGAGAUGAGGAGGGGCUACAUGUACUUCAGGAUAGAUUUGGGGUCCACUCAGUCGAGCCGUGGUCGCACCGAGGUGAUCGGCGGCAGUCUCCUUGACGACCACCAGUGGCAUGACGUGGUCAUCACUCGGGAGAAGAAGAAGUUGAAGGUCGUAGUGGACAGGCUGGUCAAUGAGUUGGAAACCAACGGACUGUUCUACCGGCUGGACUUGGAUAAAUAUUUGUACAUUGGAGGUGUCCCAUACUUCAAUCAGGAGGGGAUUGAGGUUAAAUAUAAUUUUGUGGGCUGUGUGGAAAAUGUCAACUUCAAUGGUGCCAAGCUGUUGGAAGAUGCUCAAGGUGGAGCGUCGGCUGAACUGAAGGGGGGCGUGGUUGCUUUCACUUGUGGGAUUUCCUCAUCGAUUCCUGUCACAUUCCCAACAACCAAGUCGUACCUGAAGCUGUCAGGCCGAGAUGCGGGUGGACCAAUCCGAGUGAACUUUGACUUCCGUACUCACGAUGAGAACGGCAUGCUGAUGUACCAUGCGCUGGAGGAGGCGGGUAGCGGGGUCACGGUGACGCUGGACAACAAUGGCUACGUGGCAUACAAGGUGGUGUCGCGGACUGGACAGAUCAUUGAAGAUGUCGUCAGAAACACGGACAUUUUGAGUUCUACGAGAGGUUUCACUGAUGGCCUGUGGCACAAGUUCUCCAUCUAUGUUGACACCACCAAGGUCAACUGCACCGUUGACCGCAAUGUCAAGGUCUCCAACAGGGCGCUGGACAUUGGAGCGUCGACUACCUACUACAUAGGUGGCCAGGAUAUAGCCACAGGUUUCCGGGGAUGUCUUCGGAAUCUGGAAGUUGCUGCCCGGGUCGUCAACCUUGCAACAUUGGACCAGGGAAGCAUCUUUGAUGCUGAUGUUGGAACGUGUGCUAUUCGAGAUAGGUGCACCCCAAAUCCUUGUGAACACGGCGGCAACUGCACCCAGAACUGGGACAACUUCUACUGCAGGUGCGACAACACCGGCUACAAGGGGGAGAUGUGUCAUAUCUCUGCUCACCACAUCUCCUGCACUAUGCACAAGCUGUACUCUGAGACGAUCGAAGGAGUUGAAGAAGCCACCAUCGACCCUGACGGCUCUGGACCACUCGGGCCGUUCAAGGUCAUGUGUGAAAUGAAUGAUGCCGGAUACCCAGUGACCUACAUCAGCCAUGACAGUGAGAACUGGAUCACGGUCAAUGGCUACCAGGAGCCCGGGUCCUACAUCCGCUUUGUCAACUACGUCACCGGCCUCCCAGAACUCACCAAUGUCAUCGAGAGAUCUGCCAGCUGCAAGCAGUACAUUGAAUACAGCUGCUUCAACUCCAGGCUUCUGGCUAAACCAGGUGACACAUUAGAGAGAUCGUUUGCCUGGUGGGUGGGCCGCACAUACCAGCCCAUGUACUACUGGGGCGGUGCCGCUCCAGGCUCCUUCAAGUGUUCCUGUGGUCUGGACGAGAAGGGCUGUAUCAGUGGGAGCGAAACCUGUAACUGUGAUGCUGGUCAACUGCUGCAGACCUCGGACAAGGGGUACCUGGUUCACAAGGACUACCUCCCUGUGCUGGAGCUUCACAUGGGCGACACUGGCACUGUGACGGACACGAAGUCUGGGGCACACCGAGUCGGAAAGCUGGAAUGUGUAGGAGAUGAUCUGUUCGAUAACGUCAUCACCUUCAGGAAGGCUGAUGCCACUUUAGAAUUUGCAACUUUUGAGGCAGAGAACGCAGGUGACAUCUGGUACCAGUUCCGCACCACGUCCACAGAUGGCGUCAUGGUCCACAACGUCGGGCCCAGAGACUUCAUCGAAGUCCGACUCUCCCAGGGAGACACUGUGCAGUUCCGCUACGAUGUGGGCAACGGCGUGCAGGUCCUGACCUACCAGUCUCCAGGGCCCCUAAACGAUGACACAUGGCACACGGUCCACAUAGAACACAACAGGAAGCAGGCUUGGAUGAGGAUCGAUGACUACACCGAGGUCUUCGUAAAUGAAGACUCCGACCUCAUCCGAAUGUUGGACCUCACAAGCAGACUAGUUAUUGGUGCUGCUGUUGACUUCAAUGACGGGUUCGUAGGAUGUAUGCGGGGCCUGCGAGUGAACGGUCAGCUCCUAGACAUGAAGGGCAAGGUCGAAAGAGGGGAUGUCACCUAUGGAGUAGCCGUUGGCUGCGUGGGCAAGUGUUCCAGCAACCCCUGUUUCAACGGGGGCACGUGCCGGGAGGGGUACUCGGGCUACACAUGUGACUGCUCCUACACCCCCUUCCGAGGCUGGAUGUGCGGCAGAGAGGUGGGAGUCAACAUGCAAACCAACUUCAUGGUCCGAUACACCUUCGAUGAGGAUCAGGGUCUCUCGGCCUCGGACUUCCAGUACGCUCGGAUAGGAUUCUCCACCAAGAACAAGCAGGGCAUCCUCAUGCAGAUGAGGAACGAACCCAACACGGAGUACAUCUCCGUGGAAAUGAACAACAAUGGUGGAGUGAAGGUGGCCCUGGACGUGGGUUUCCAGAGGGAAGAGGUGAACACCCCCAACAUUGGAAUAGACUUCACCAAUGGCCAGCAGCACGAGGUGGUUGUCAGGAGAAGCAACAAGGGCAGGACUAUAUAUGUCCAGGUUGAUGACUACCCUCCAGUUGAGGAGACAUUUGACGUCUCCGAGUCCAGCGACACCAUCUUGGACAACCCCAAAUAUCUUUUCAUCGGCAGCAACGAUACUGCCAACUCAGCCAAGGGGUUUGAAGGGUGUAUCUUCCGCAUGCAAGUGGACAACAUCUUCCCCUUGAAGAGAGCUUUCCAGGACCCCCGACCUGCCUUUAUCAGCCUCAUCCCUGAGGGCAAAGUGAGAGAAGAUAUGUGUGGAUUUGAAGAAUACACACAGGCCCCCGAUCCCAUCGAGACACGUCCCCGUGGCGGCGAUGUCAUCAACGUCACAUAUCCAUACUUCCCUGAUGAGGGUCUUACGACAAAUGAAAGAAUCAUCUUAGGAGUUGUGCUGGCUCUCAUCUUCGUCCUCAUCAUCAUCUUCAUCGUUGUCCUCGCGAAGCUGCGAUGUAGUGGCGGCGACUACGACACCAAGGAAGCCAAGGGGGCCGAGUACGCUGAUAACCCCGACACUGCCGUUGUUUAUAACCAGACUGGGCUUCCAGAUAUAGCCAAGAAACAGGAAUGGUUUAUCUGAGGGGCUCAUUUUAUAUUAAGUGUGAAUGGUGUGGACUUUUAAAAUAGAUCAGACCUUUUUUAAUUCUAUGACUUUAAUAUCUCUGUUGGGGGCGGUCGGGUAGCCUAGUGGUUAAAGCGUUCGCUCGUCACACCGAAGACCCGGGUUCGAUUCCCGACAUGGGUACAAUGUGUGAAGCCCAUUUCUGGUGUUCCCCGCCGUGAUAUUGCUGAAAUAUUGCUGAAAGCGACGUAAAACCAUACUCACUCACUCACUCACUUACUAAUAUCUUUGUUGAUAUGACUAGUAUGAAGAUUUAAUGGUAAAUGAUUUGAGAGAAAGAUCUGUUUAUAUGUAGUGUUAUGCUACUACUUUGGUUUUAUCAGUAAUGAGUUGUAAUUUAUCAUAUGUGAAAAGGUGUUAACCAGCAUUACAUGCAAUAAAGCUCGCCUUACCCCGAACUAUACAAUAGUUCACCCAAAGACACUAUCACGAUUACCAUCUGUCUGAGUAUUGGAUCAAGUAUGCCAAAUCCAUUUGUCUUUGUAAAGUGUUAAGUAUGCCUUAUUCUUCUUGAUAAAAUGUGAAUUCAAUAUACCGUAAAUUAUGAAAUAGAGGCCCUGGUCUCUGCCUUUUAGUCCUUUGGCCAAUAAUCAAACUUCUAUUCAGUUGGAUUUCAGGUGUUUUUGUUUUAGUAUGAAUCAUAUAUUAGUCUGGAAUUAGAACAUUAUAAUGGCAGUUGAUCUACAUGAGUCUUUGUAUUCCACAACAAUAUCAGAAACUAGAAUCCCUUCUAAAAUACACCUGCCAUUGUCCAAUGAUGACAUUGCUUGUGUAUUGAACAUAUGCAAUGACCAGUGUCAUUUCUGCAUUCCAUACACUCAAAAGAUUUUAGUUUUUAAUUUUUAGAUAAUAAACAUGAAUCAUUCUAGUAUAACUGUUCAGAUUUUAUAAGGUUUUUUAUAUUUCAUAUCUGUACAUAGUGUAAAUAUAUUUACAUAAUUCCAUACAUAAUCAUUUUCAGGUUAAGUUUACAUUUGUAAUAUAAAUAUCAUUCCAUAUUUUUAUACAUUAAUGUCACUGUAGCAAUAAUGGCAGAGAUAGUCUUAAUCUGAGGUGCCAAGAUGCUUGAGAAAAUGAAUGGAAUACGGAAUGUAGGUGCUUCACACUCAUCAUCAUAUAUUCACUUUGUUUCUUUAAGUUUUUAUUUUCAUUAUUUUAAGAAACCUUAGUAGUCGUAUAAGGCAAAAAAAAUAUGUUUAUGAAAAAAUUAUGAACUUCAAAUUGAUCUUCUGAAAUAUCCCUUAUUUAAUUGAAGAACUUGUCAGUUGGUUAUUUGUGAAUAGUAUAUUACCUGUCUGUGUAUGUCCUGUUAAACCGUGCCGAACAUUCUCUGAUCAUUGAUGUAUAUACGAACAUGCUCAACAUAAUUUGUAAUAAAAUUAUAGUCAUGUGA
This is a messenger RNA of Haliotis rufescens (red abalone), 5424 nucleotides long. RefSeq names its product neurexin-4-like. The transcript has 25 exons. NCBI's taxonomy places the organism in Eukaryota, Metazoa, Mollusca, Gastropoda, Lepetellida, Haliotidae. The coding region runs from base 81 to 3989 and encodes 1302 amino acids. The record is from RefSeq and is a predicted model, not a curated record.